Lithohypha guttulata is the source of this 2244-nucleotide messenger RNA. RefSeq names its product YAP1-binding protein 1 (gene YBP1). Bases 1 to 2244 code for a protein of 747 amino acids. Gene Ontology annotation, cellular component: cytoplasm. Lineage: Eukaryota; Fungi; Ascomycota; Eurotiomycetes; Chaetothyriales; Trichomeriaceae. The transcript has a single exon. The record is from RefSeq and is a predicted model, not a curated record. Gene Ontology annotation, biological process: cellular response to oxidative stress.
AUGUCGGUAGCUCAGGGUACUUCGCACUCCAUUGAAGGCGCUCAAUCGUCAGCAGAGGACCCACUGAUCGCAGCUCUUCCGCCGAGGACGGACUAUAUCACGUAUCUUACAAUCCUCGAAUAUCAGCUAACUCCACAGAACUUGCCAACAUUGACCAGCUUGCUGCAGGAGGACGAUGGUACGCUAGCAACAGAAAUCGGCUGGGAUCUACUAAAACUGGUCUUACCCAUUUUGAGGAUAGAGCCAGACAAGGCACAAAAAUGCUUGGAUGUUAUAGCGAGAAGGGGUAACCCUCGUGAGGUAGUCGUCAGGGUAGCAGAGGAGCUUGAACGUCUUGGACAGGACGGCUCUGAUAUCGAAGCGGAUCCGAGUGAGCGUGAAGAUGGCUUACCGACAUUCGCUGGUGAGGCACCACACGUACACCUCGGAACGAUGAGCCUGCAUGGCAUGCCAUCCCAGACCAAGUCGGGGGUAAGUGCAGAUAAGGUUGACCUUGAAAAAGACGAAGACACGAAUUUCGCGAUGGAGGAAGUAAAGCUUCAGGCACUUUUGUCAAUGCUGAGUUUGCUUCAUCCUCGCAUCAGAACGCAAUAUCCCAGCAGAUUCUUAGCCACCUCUCUUCCUGCAGCUCUUGCAGCAUACCGCAGGCUGAGUAUGAGCUCAGCAUCGACGCUAGCCUUCCUGAACACGUUGACGAACCUGGCAGGCAGGAAAAGACCUGCUCUACCACCCAGAGUAUCCACGACAGACGUACUUGCUUCGGCUCCGUUACCCGAUCCUGAAUCGAAGAACGAGACAACGGUUGCAGCACCAUCAAUAGCCGCGAAUGAGGCUGCUAUAACACAACGUCUAUUACAGGCCGUGCUUCUAGAAGUUCUCGAGGAACACAUAACAGCGUCUAGCGAGCCGCAACCGCCACUCACAGCACGAUUGAGAGUUUCUCUCGAGCCAGAUAGUGUCACAACCUUACGGAGAGCAGAAGUGGAUGGGUUGGAAAACAAUGCCGAUGCUGGAGCAGCAGAUAAACUUCUUGUGAAGUUUGCGUCUGUAGCAAGAGAUCUGAAACUCGACGUACUAGCUGAAUUACAAACUUUGGACAAUCUGGACGCCACAGAUGAAGCUGAAAGCGAAUCGCAACACGACUAUCCUACUUCCCCUGCGCAGAUUCCUAUCUCAGCCACAGCGCUGCUGAUCCUCUACUCAACACAGCUGUUCCAGCAGACGCUCUCAUCCAAGGUGGACACUUCGAAGACCACAACGCUCCCGAACUCUGUCAACCCUAUGGUCCUCCAGAUAGUUGAUAGACAGUAUGAGACGGAUUUGAGAAUGCGCUCAUCACUUCCAGCCGUGGACGUUCUCCUCUCAAUACUAUAUCUAAUGUUCUGCACCUCUGAACCUCACCACCCAACAAACGAACAACCUCCGGCAACACUCUCCCGCACAGGAACUACUACAGAAUCCCAGACCCUCCUUCUAGCUAUCGACAACAUCCUCCAAGACAUAUUCCUCACCUUGCCAGACGCCGAUCUACGAGAUAAUGCACACCAUAUCGCUUCUCACAUAUUACACGGCCACUGCCAGCGCGAGACGAGACUAAAGAUCAUAAAGACGCUGUUACUGACCGACAAUACUGCCGCGCGGUCCUCAGUCCUCGAGGCACACAGCGGUAGUCUCAAAUCCAUAGCUGUGGAGUGGUUAAAAGCCGAACUGUACCCUACGCCGAGGGUGGAGAAAAUGAUGGCGAGAUUUCAGCCGGAUACUGAACAAGGCUUGACGUCAGAUCACUUAGGUAAUGAUAUGUGGGCUCUUGUCUUCCCUGCUGAUAAGAUGGUGCCCGUCCCUGCUGUCGACGUUGACUCCCAGGAGAAAGAGCAGGUCGUCGGAGAUUUUGCCACAGACAUGCCUUUCUACAUCUCCAGUAUGAAUCUGCUGUGGAUGAUGGCACGCAACCAUGACAUGUCUGUAGCAACAGCUGGGCCUGCGGAAGAAGAAGGUACAAGCAGCACCGUGCCGAGUGCUCAGGCUGCGAAAGUGGAUAUUUUGAGUAAAGGGGAAGAAAUGCUCAGUCGACUUGUGAAAUGGAAGGAUUAUUUGGUCGGACAUGUAGCAGUCGGGCAGACUGUCAACUCUGGGCCCAACAGUGGUCGUGGGCAUAGUUUAGAAGCAGCAGGUGUCAGUGUGACUGAUGUGUUCGCACUUGAGGAUGCUGUGGGACGAGUCCUGGAGGCAUUAGAGGCUAGCUAA